Messenger RNA from Rana temporaria (common frog), 751 nucleotides. RefSeq names its product relaxin 3 (gene RLN3). The transcript has 2 exons. Gene Ontology annotation, cellular component: extracellular region. NCBI's taxonomy places the organism in Eukaryota, Metazoa, Chordata, Amphibia, Anura, Ranidae. The record is from RefSeq and is a predicted model, not a curated record. Bases 70 to 540 code for a protein of 156 amino acids. Gene Ontology annotation, molecular function: hormone activity.
GUGGUCAGCAGCAGAUGGUGCUCAGUCUCCCUCCAGCCACCUGUGUGCUCCAGGCAGAGUCCGGCAAGCAUGCAGCGCCUAACGCCAACCCUACUCAUGAUCCUUUGGUUGUUGGCUUGGCACGGUGGAGCCCAUGCCAACGUCCGGGUUCCUGCUAUCGGAGUGAAGCUGUGUGGCAGAGAAUUCAUACGGGCUGUCAUCUUUACGUGUGGAGGGUCCAGAUGGAGGAGAAAUGAAGCCCUGCAGGCGGGGGACCUCACGGAGAUAUUUGGGAACUUAGGUUCCACCGAUGUAGACUCAGGAGAAGAAGAGGUGUUUAGCGAAUGGACGAACAACUUGCGCCCACACAACGGUGACAUCAUGGACUAUGGAGCCCCCCAGAGCUGGAGAGAAGCAUCUGUUGGAAGACAUGGGGUAGCACCAUCAUCAGAUGACUCCCUCAGGGCGGUGGAGAGGAGGGGAAGGGAAGCGGCGUUGGGUUUAUCCAACACAUGCUGUAAAUGGGGGUGCAGUAAGAGCCAGAUUAGCUCACUGUGUUAGAGAGAGGAGGUAGCCACCAUCUUGAUGAUGCCCAUCACAGAGUGAGGGACAGGUCACAUAUAUUGUGACGCACGUUGUGAUGGCAAUGUACAGUGUAUGUAUUUUUAUUCCUGCAUGAGUGGAAGUGUCAGUAAAUUUAUUGACAAUAAAGUCAAACUAUGUACAGUAAGUAAUCUGUGAAAUAAACAUUUUCAAACACUUUCAAACUGAA